CACGCUUCUACAUUUAAUAUUGGGUGUAUAUAUUUGCUGUCUUCUCUAGUUUACAUGUGUGUGUUUGCAUUUAGAUACUUUUACCGUCCUCUAUAGUACAUAUAUAAUGCACGUAUACACAUACUUUCUAAAAUAGUUCACCUAUCUGUACAUGUUCUGUCGUCUAUAGUUUACAUAUAAUGUACGUACAGCAAGAAUAGACAGCGCUAAGAUCAUCAAGCUACACCUAUCCUCCAGUGUACACGCAUGCACCGAAGUACUUUGCAUCAGACCACCGUCACUACUACAUCAGCUGCUUAGCAAUACAUAGACAGUACAUUGGCAUCGAUUGCACAACUCCAUCACCUGCAAUGGCGUCCCCAGCGCGUCUGUCGCGCGUGGCUGUGGUGGGGGGUGGUCUCAGUGGACUGAGUGCAGCCUACCACUUAGCACGCGCAGCACCACACGUCCAGGUAGUUGUGCUGGAGAGGUCUGCGCGUGUGGGUGGGUGGGUGCACACAUCCAAAGUACAUCACGUGGACGGGGAUGCGAUCAAGAGUCCGCUGAUACUGGAUACUGGCCCCCACUCUGUGCGAUCGGGUGUGCUGGCGUACGACAUGUGUGAAAUGGUCAGUCAGUGUGGCAUCGCAGACAAAGUGCUCUUAGCCAACCACACGCCUGAAGGGUCGCGACGGUAUGUGUACACCAACAACACACUCAACACACUACCCAUGGGGCUCAAGGACCUGGUCACUCGCCCAGGUAUGCUAUGUCACUUUGUGCACGAAUGCGUUGUCAUGGUUACGGUAGACG
Messenger RNA from Sphaeroforma arctica JP610, 792 nucleotides. RefSeq lists its product as hypothetical. The transcript is spliced from 2 exons. Gene Ontology annotation, molecular function: oxidoreductase activity. The annotation marks the transcript as partial. Lineage: Eukaryota; Ichthyosporea; Ichthyophonida. The record is from RefSeq and is a predicted model, not a curated record.